GUAGCUCGCAUUUCCAGGCGAGCGGCGGCGCCCGCAGCACCUGUCGCGGGUGCGCGGGGCCGGGAACCCGGCGGCGGACAUGGCCUGGUAGAGGCCCCUGGGGGGGACGGUGCGGAGUUCGAUCCGGGACGGGGCAGGCCGAGGGGGAGGGAAGGUCCUUCCCGGCGCCGCCGGACCCGAGGCAGCAUGAAAAAGAACCAGACGGUGCAGGGCACCUUCAGCAAACUCUUCGGCAAGAAGCACGCCAACCCCCCCAGCACCUCCCUCUACGCCACCAACCCCCCCUGGAUUUUCACCCAGGAGGCCCCGGAGGAGGGGAUCCGGGACUUCGGUGGGAUCUAUUAUGGAGACAAUCGGUUUGACUCUGUGAGUGAGUCGGGGACAGCCACACUGAAAGCUCGGCCCAGAGUUCGGCCCCUGCUGACCUUCCUCCCACUGAAUGCCCAGGAGAACCAUGGACUGGCUGUGCCCACUCCCUCUGUCCCAGGAGGCUUCACAGAUAAAGAAGUGACAGGUACCAGCUCACUCGUCAACGGCAACCUCCGACUGUACAGCUCUGUAGGUGACCUAAGGCCCGGGCACUAUGGGCAGGACCCGCUCAUCCCCCCGCCUCCCCCGGGCCCGGCCCCAGGGCCACCCCCAGGCAUUUUGCAACCUCGAGAGGAGUCCCCCCCACCUCCGCCUUCCAUGGCUCCCCCCCCACCUCCCCUGCUGCUGGAACCCCCACCCCCACCCAGCACGGCCCCACCUCCGCCCCCAGUACUGGGGGCCCAGGCCCCCCUCUCCACCCUGCCCUCCCCAUCCACACCCACCCCUCCUGACUUCAUUCCUCCCGCCCCGCCCUUGACCUCUCUAGUCCCACCUCCACCUCCUUUGCCGGCCCCAGCACCCCCGGCAUCUCCACAUACAACGGGGACUCGCUUCUUUCCCCCUGGGGGUGUCACCAAGUGGAAAUCAGAGGUAGCACUGAAUGGCAGGCAGCCGGACACCCCCAGAACCAGCCCCCCCCAGAGCCCAGCUGAGCCAAAGGGGAGCCUCCUGAGGCCUAAGCCAGAGCCCCACCUCACUUUCCCCCGCUCAUUCAAGGUGCCUCCCCCAACCCCAGUCAGGACUUCGUCCAUCCCAGCUCAGGAAGCACAGGGGACUCCUCCAGAGGAGGAAGGGGCCACCAAGAAAGCCCCCAAUCGACUCCCACUGCCUCCCAGCUUCCACAUCCGCCCCGCAUCCCAGGUCUACCCCGACAGGGCGCCUGAGCCAGACCGCCCAGAGGGGCUCAGGGCUGCAGCCCCGGCCAGCCCCAGGCUGGGCCAGUCCCAGUCCCCGACUGAGGAACCCAUGGAGACUCCCCCGCCAGCCCCUCCCCUGCCCCCUCCCGCCCCCCCACUGCCUCCCCCAGCACCGCCACUUCCCCCAGCCGCCCCUCCCUUGCCCCCUGCUGAGAAGGCAGCCCCUCCACCUUCUAGGUCAACAAAAAGCCCCAAAUCCAGCCCUCUGGCCCCCAAACCCAAACCUAACCCCCCCAGCCCAGAGGACACGGAGGCUUCAGCGCCCGUGGACUGGCGGGAUCCCAGCCAGAUGGAAAAGCUGCGGAGUGAGCUGGCAGCCUACCUCUGUGGCUCCAGGAGGGAGGACCGAUUUGUUGGUCACCGGGCAGGCCCGACAGCGGCUUCUCAGGAAAAGGAGGGCAAGAAGGGCCCCAGCGUGCCGGAGAAAGAGGCUCCCCCCAGCCUGCCGGAGAAGGAGACCCUUCCCAGUGUUCCCGAGAAGGGUCCCUCCAGCCUGCCGGAUAAGCCAGCUGCCACCGGCCUGACCCUCCCCCCCGUGGACUAUGUCCCCCAAGACGCCCCAGCUCCCAGUGUCCGGCAGAUCCGGAGUGAGCUGGAGGCCCGCAUCUCCUCAUCAGCAGAGAAGGACACCAAGCCCAGUGUAGGGUCUCUGCCGCCCAAACCUCGGCUAGAAGCGGGAAGACCCUUUGAACACAGGGCUGAUAAUGGUAAAUUCGCUAAGCCUGUGGCCAAGAAUCUGCUGCCUCCAUCCGCCACCCCUCUGCCAACCACACCGCUUCAGUUCAAGGCCACGCCCGUGCCGGCCACACCACCUAAGCCCACACCUGGACCGGGCACACUACCUAAGCCCACCCCUGAACUGGCCACACCACCCAAGGUCACGGCGGGGCCAGCGAUGCCAUCCAAGGUCAUGCCUGCACCAGCCACGCCACCCAAGGUCACGCCAGGUCCAGCCACACUAUCUGCAGCCACAACUGUACCCACCACGUCAUCCGAGCUUACAGAGAAAAACCUGGUCCCUGCUGGGCAGUGGGAGAAGCCAAAACCCCAAGAACUUAUGGUGCCCCCCCAGACAGAGGCAGAAAGGUACCCCUCAGAGGCCAGCAAGCCUGCUACACUGGGAGCCCUCUCAUCUCCAGCCCUCCCACCAAAGAGAUCCCCUGGCGGUGAAGAGGCGGCAUUUCCCUACAAGCCCCAUCGCAGCCAGAAAAGCCCCAGCCACGAGGCUGCUGUGGCAAUGGCCCCGCUGACCACGGGUUCGGCCGGAGGGCCAGGGGAACCCGUGGAGGUGAAGGAGCCCCAGGGGCUGCCAGCCAAACCCCCAGCCUCAGCCCCGCCUGCUGAUGAACUGCUCAGGCACCCGGUGACCGGGGAGGUGGUGCAGCCAGGCUCCCCGAUGGCUCUGCUCCUUGCGGCCAGGCAGAGAGCACAGAAGGGAAGGCCAGGAGGGGCCGCCCUGGGCCGGUCCUCCCUGCCAGGGAGUCUCCGUGGUGGCCAAGGCGGCCAGCCCCAAGCAGGCUCUGACAGCAUCUUCCACAAGGAGGGCCGGCCCAACUCCUUCACUGUGGUCCCCAAGUCACCCAAGGAGGCUGAGAAGGACCCCCAGCUGGCCUCCUCAGCACAGCCUACGGUACCCAGUCAGUGGAAGCCCCAGCUCCCCGAGGACCCAGAGGGCGCUGAGCCAAACCACAGACACAACGGGACAAAGGCUGGGGGAAAGCCGGCAUGCUCCAUCCUCCCCCAGGGCCGCCUGCUGCCCAAAUCCUUCUCUUCCCCUCCUUCUCCUUCCUGCAAGAGGGAGGACGACGAUGACGAGGGGGAGUUCCACUUUGAGGUCAUCCCGCCGCCGCCAGAGUUCAGCAACGACCCACAGCCCCCCGCCCCGGCCAUCCAGUAUCCGGGGCGCCGGGGAUCUCCUCCCCGGAACAACUUCUCAGACUUGGGGCAGGCCUUGGCGCCUCGGGGCUUCUCGCGCUUUCCAGCCGCGGCGCGCGCGGGGGCCGGGGGCCUGGACCGCUUCUCCGGCGGGGGCGGGGGCCGGUCGCUCAUCAAGAAGCGCCUGUACGUCGGGGAGCACCAGCGCAACCCCGGGCAGCCCCGCCCGGGCACCGGCCGCAGCCUGAGCUCCCCCAACUGCUUCGGGCCGCCGCCUGGGGGCCCGGAAAUGCGGCGCGUCAAUUCGGCGGGCCGCGCGCCCCCGGGCGGCCUGCACGCGCGGAGGCUGUCCAAGGAGGGCGCAGCCCGCGGGGAGGCCAAAUUCAAGGCGCCCGGUGGAGACUACAGCUUCUCCCCUGCGGCCUGCAGGUCUCCCCACAACACCCCCCACUAUGGAAGCCCCAUCAAUACGUUCACCGUGAGGCCCGGGACCCGCCAUCCUAUCUCCUAUGCCUACACAGGGAACCACCGGAAAGCCCCAUCCUGAACCCAGGGUGUUCUCAGCUCUAUUCCAUGGGGUCAGAUCUGGGCACUUGUUUUUGCGGGGGUGGGAGGGACGCAGCAGGUGUCAGGCAGCCUGACUUAGACAUGCCGGACACAGACGGACGACGAGUGGGAAGCCGUGGGAAGAUCAAGAGUGGGCUUCUGUUUCCCAAAGCGCUGGUGUGGCUGCGGACUGCCUGCACGCGGGGAUGGGAGGGGGAAGGAGGGAGGAGAGGAGGAACCUUUAAGCGCCUGGAGCCCGAGUUUCCGCUAUCUGGUACUGUUUGCUUUAGCAAGACUUAACUUCAAGCAGUUUUACAAGCGUGGCCUCCAGAGCGGGUCCUAAAAGCAAGGGGUGGGGCACUAACUCUGAAUAGGAAUCCAUCCCAAUGGCUGUGAUUGUCUGUCCGGUGCUUCCAGAGGGCUGGGGCCCGGCCCUGUCGGGUUAAGGGUGCGGGGCACUACACGCUGAGCUCUUUAACCUCCACCAGUCCACUGUUUGCCACCCCAAGAGGUGAUCCCUAGGGUUCCUAGCAUAGAACCCACAUUGCGGUGGGCCCAGGAAUGUGCACAUAUAACCUGUGGAGCAAGUACUGGAACAGUUCUUCGCAUUGGCCAAGGGUGGGGCAGCGGGCUUGGUGGCUCCUUCUCCCUGGCCCGGGCCCUUCGCUACAGGCAAGCCUAGGGAGAGACGACUUGGCAAGUACGGGAUGGGAGACAGAGGAUUAAGUCUUGCUUUCCUACUCAGACCCAGGCAGCCAUGAUUUGGGUGGGGGACUGGGCCCAAGGAGCCAGAAGGCCUGGGAAGCUGGACCCCAAGGCCUCACAUGGCCAGAACCCAUCUGGGGAUUGGGAGGGGCCAUCCUACCCAACCACCCCUCCCAAUCCCGAUGCUACAGAUCCCCAAUAUUAUUGAGGCUUCAAAAUGAGUAGUGAAGAUGCCGGAAGACGGGGAGUGGGAGGCGGCAGAGCUAGGUAGUCCCAGACCCAAGUUCUUGGGACCAGCCAAGGCGGGCUGGCUCCGUAAGGAGGAUGGGCAGUGAGUGGCCAACCUCAGAGGAGCAGCGAGACAGCCAGGAAGCAGCACCCUGUGGGUGCACGACAUUGGACACUUUAGGACUUGAGGUCACCAGCCAAGAUACAGGUUGUAGGGACAGCAGGGAAGAGACACUUCAGAGAAGGAGAGCAUAGGCCCCCUGAUGGUGCAGGAUCUGGUCACCUGUGUUCAAGAAGCGAACCCCACCACAGACCAGCACUGGCCCCAUAUGUAUGUAUGUAUUGUCCCUGUACAAUGUUUUAUAAAAGAGUUCACUAACUUAUCUGCUGUGUAAGGUUUGAGGGGUGAGGCAUGGGCUCCCAGCUGCAGUAGGAGGGGAAGGGCUGGCUGUCACUUGGUUUGGGAAAUAAACAGGCCAGUGGGUACUGGCCUCAGCUCUGUGGCUAUGGA
This is a messenger RNA of Hyaena hyaena (striped hyena), 5151 nucleotides long. RefSeq names its product chromosome unknown C6orf132 homolog (gene CUNH6orf132). Lineage: Eukaryota; Metazoa; Chordata; Mammalia; Carnivora; Hyaenidae. The record is from RefSeq and is a predicted model, not a curated record. The transcript has 5 exons. The coding region runs from base 187 to 3708 and encodes 1173 amino acids.